This is a messenger RNA of Colletotrichum spaethianum, 777 nucleotides long. RefSeq lists its product as uncharacterized. The record is from RefSeq and is a predicted model, not a curated record. Lineage: Eukaryota; Fungi; Ascomycota; Sordariomycetes; Glomerellales; Glomerellaceae. The coding region runs from base 1 to 777 and encodes 258 amino acids. The transcript has a single exon.
AUGGACCUACAAACGCUCGAAGAUUCCACCUGGAUCGAUAAAUGGAAGAAGGCUAAAGACUGGGAUGCCUUAGUCGACUUGAAUACCGAGUUUAUCGAACUAAGCGCAGCCGGUAUCCAAGACGUUCACACACCUUAUCACCUUCGCCCCCUUGAUCCGGAGUCUGAGGAACUGGUGCCUGCGCUGCUCCACCUCCAUGAGUAUGGCAUGUUGACGACGAACAGCCAGCCAGCCUCCGCAAGCUCUUGCUUCUCCGACGAAGACGAAGAGUGGAUUGACAUCCGUCAGAUCCCUUUUGUGGAAUUCUUUUUGCGGCUUGAUGGAACGAGGCCCAUGCAUUUUCUCGAGCGUCUUUCUAGAGAUCGUAAUCUCAUAAUUACCGCAGUUAUGCACGCGCAUGGCGUGGUCGUGGCGCCCCUACCGGAUGGUGUCACUGCCAUACCAUUAUCAUUCGAACGGGUGCGACCGCGAAUGCCGCAGACCAACGAGUCAGCAGAAUGGUGUGUGAUCACAGCCACGCCUGACGAGCCUCUCUCUCUUGAUGAGUUUGGGUUUGAAGACAUCCCGGCCGUCUGUAACGACUUGGUCGUCUCUUGUAUGGUGAUGCCUAUGCAUGACGGUGAUUUGUACAAGGAGGAGGAGGACGCUAUGUUCCUGCAGAAGCUGGAAGUGGUUGAUAUUCUAGCAUCCAUUGCCGACCAUGCUCGAGAAGCAGGGCUGGAAUCAACUCGGAAAAGCUCUCUUGCGGAAUCGGGAAGCCAGGCUACGACUCACUAG